This is a messenger RNA of Exophiala dermatitidis NIH/UT8656, 5571 nucleotides long. RefSeq lists its product as uncharacterized. The transcript has a single exon. Gene Ontology annotation, molecular function: glycosyltransferase activity. The coding region runs from base 3237 to 5159 and encodes 640 amino acids. NCBI's taxonomy places the organism in Eukaryota, Fungi, Ascomycota, Eurotiomycetes, Chaetothyriales, Herpotrichiellaceae. The record is from RefSeq and is a predicted model, not a curated record.
ACAAAAUCAACUUGGGGCCCGAGAUACUCGAAGGCCCCUCCCGUGAAUCAGACUCGCAGAAGAAAGAGUCGACUGCUCAACCCAACCGAGUCGGGUUCACCAGACCUCCAUUUCUCGAGAUAUAAUAAGCCUGUCUGCCGACUACUGCACAUAUAUACAGGACGUCCGGGUGAUUUGGCCGCCGGUUACAAAAGUGUUCAAGUUUCAAUUCGAUGUCAACCUCUAGAGAUGGCCAGAGACAACUCUUGUGCAGAUAGACUUAUGAUAUGCUGUUCACCGUACUCACUGCAAUGCAAUGCCGCAAUUUCUAACACCACCAUCCCUCCUCUGCCCGCCGUCGUCCCACGACAUCAACCUUGACGCCACCUAACCUCUCUAACGCCGGAACAUCAAGAAUGCCUCUCCCGUCGAAAAUCCAUUUCGGCGCUCUCAUGCUCUGCACGAUUCUGGCCCAAUCGACGGGCUCGGUGGUGAUUGAUUUUCGAGACGUGUUCUGACAAAGUGUACAGUCAAAGUCACAUUUCGGACCGGGCGCGAGCUUGUAUCCCAUGAAAAUGUCUGACUCGUCUUCCAUUGGUUUUGUAGGACUCGUCGUGGUGUUGGGUUCCAGGUUUGUGGGGGCAUCCAAUUGCAUAAAAGGGAUGCUUUUUCUCCUCUGAUAUGGUGAUUGCAUUUCCUCACUUCUUCCUUUGCUCCUGCUUCUAUUUGGACGCACAUUGCGGAAUUGGUCGCAGUCAGUCAGUACAAGGACGGCGUUCGCGCCCAAGCAUGCCAGAUGAGGGUCCGAAUGUAUCCUGACGGCGCUGAGCUGCGCUGGAAAUGGUUCGGAUGAGGUGUAAGUAGAUCGGAUCUCGUGAAGCAUAUCUGCUUCUUGACAGCAGGGGUCGAAAAUAGCAAUCUCAGCCGGCUGUUCGUCCAGUAGUGCCCUGAUAACGUCGGCAGCCAAAGACUCGCGGGCGUCACCGGUGUCCUUUUUGAAAGCAAAGCCCAGCACGGCGAUCUUCCUACCGGCCAAAUUCUCAUUAUACCGUUUCACAACUCUGCGGGCGAAUCGGUCGCGUUGCAGGACGUUCAUGGUGUUGACCUGGCUCCAGUAAUGCGCCACUUCGUGCAAGCCCAAAGAUUCCGCCAGGUAAGUCAGGCUGGCAAUGUCCUUGCGGAAGCAAGAUCCACCGAACCCAAGGCCCGCUUUCAGGAAAUGAGGCCCGAUCCGUACAUCCAACCCGAUCGACCUAGCCACCUCUCCCACAUCCGCCCCUGUGGCUUCGCAGAUGGCGCUGAUGGAGUUGAUGCUACUGAUCCGCUGUGCGAGCAUGGCAUUAGCGACCAAUUUCGAGAGCUCCGACGACCAAGCGUUGAUUUUGACAACGCGGGAGGACGGAAUCCACGCCUCGUACAAGCGCGCAAGAGCAUCCGCCGCAGAGUGGCCGGAAGUGGUGUCAGAACAGCCGAUGAUGACACGGUCCGGCCGCAUGAGAUUUUCGAUCGCCGUGCCUUCAGACAAAAACUCUGGAUUCGACAGCACCUCGAAAGGCACACCGGGUCGCAGCGCCGUGAGCUGUAUCUGUGGUCAGUCCCGCCAUAGGCUUUGGAGGAGAAGGUUGCCAUACUGUCUGUCGAACCCGUUGCGCAGUCCCACACGGCACGGUGCUCUUCUCGACAAUGAUCGCACCAGGCUUCGCGUAGCGCGCAAUGUCCUUUACAGCACCAUCCAGGGCGGUCAUGUUUGUAGCUCUCCCGGCUCCGACUCCUGAGGUUUUAGUUGGGGUGUUAACCGCAAGGAAGAUCAUGUCGGCACGCGAGAUGCUAUCGGUGGUGUGCGUGGUAAAGAAAAGGUUAGGAUCGCGUGACUGUUCGAGCGUCUCAUUCGAGCCAGUAACGCUCAUCCCUAACUCAUCGCCGUUCGACCUUCGUGAGGUAGAGGCGCACGCGCCGUCUCUUGCAACUCGCACAACGUUGUUGAGCCCGGGCUCAUGGAUGGGGAGAUGAGCCGAACUCCAUUGCGCAAUUCGUUGCGGGUCACGAUCGAGCACGUCCACGGCAAUGACAGGAUGAUGCAAUGCCAUUACUGCCGCAGUAGGGCCGCCUUAACACAAUCAGCGACGGAUAGCGCAAAGACAUUUGCCACGAUUGCGCCUACCGACAUAUCCAGCUCCAAUGACGCAGAUUCUCUCUGUUCGGGCGAAAUCACAGAACGCGGCAUUUUGAUGCUGAGACGGGUUCGCAUCGUCCAGUAUCUGCGACAGAAUCGGCUUCAGGACGUCUUUGGAAUGCAGAGGGUGGAAUAGUGGGCUGCUGUCCGGGGUCAGGAUUCCGGUUGAGUCGGUGCAAGAGUCAUCCUCAGACGCGCCCAACAGCGAGGGUAUUGGAUCCAUGGUGUCGCAUCUGCAAGUUUAGCAGCUGACCAGUGGCGAGACGAACUGGUCCUCGAUGAAAACAGUGUUGCGAAAGAAAAAACAGCACGACCGGCGGCAGAGGCCAUAUUGAUAAGCUUAUGAACAGGGAAUAGGCACGAGGGAGGACAAACACAACAAACCUCGGGAGAAGACGCGACAGAGAUUGAAUCAUGAGGUUCACAUGGCCUGCUCAAUCUUGUAAAGGGCAUUUACCCUGAUCUACUAUAUCUAGAGCCGCGCACGCCUUGGACGAGGGGAUGUGAGUGGGCAGAAGAGGGAUGGCGAUAAAUUCUGGCAUCGAAUUCGGGGAUUAAGCACUCGCCUCAACAACGCCCUUAAAACAGAACCAUUCACCCACGUGGUGCUUCCUGGCGCGUAUGGCGCGUUGCUCUCGCACGGGACAGUUGUCAGUCUGAAUUUGUUGGGCUGCUCGCUGACCGUUAUACUGUUACCGGCAAAAGUGCCCGGGCGCUCUAAUAUCGAAGUAGUAGUCCGCCGCAGUGCCGAUAAAACGCCAGGCAAGCAGUUGAUCCCAGUCGUACCUACUCUUCAUUGACAAACACUGUUAUGCGCAUCUUGAGUCCUCGAAGAUAGAAUCGAGGCGAGGCGAUACACAAGUUGGCGACGGCGCAGUGGCUGUAACAGUCGAAGUUGCAGUGAACAAGAUUGAAGUUGAAAUUACAACCAAGCAACCUCACACGUGAGAGCUUUGAUUGGACAGCAACACAGACAGUGUCCCAACUUAGUCAUCCAACGCCGGAGCCGGAAAAUCAUCUUGUUCCGCACGACGAGGCUGAGAUACGAGUAUCCCUAUCGUCCUCUUCCCUGGGUUCGUGAAUCAUGGUCGUCGGAGAAGCCCCGGCGGCCAACGGCACCCUUCAUGAGUUUGAUGGGGUAGGUGAAAGGAGUCAGCUCAGACGCGAUGAAUUUGAAGAUGGAGAGUUUCCUGAGUCGCUGCGCGGGAAGCGAGUUCUCCUGUUCACGGAAUCCCAUGGGCCAGUCAACGGCGUCAGUCGCACGACACUCAGCCUGAUCAACUACCUUCGUGGCCAGGGAGUCCAUCUGGCUGUAGUGUCACCAGGCUCCGAACAUCUUGGAUCAAAAGGGCAAGAGCGAGACACCAAGCCACUGUCUGAAGACAAGGUCGAUCACAAGGGCGGCAGCGGAACGUUUCGAUCUCCCGCAAGUUAUACAGAGUUCCGGCUUCCAGGCUAUCCACUUCCCUACAACCCUCACUUAGCCGUUGUGCACCCAUUCGAUCUGAACAAAGACAUCUUGCAACGUAUGCCCAUAUUAUUCUCCAACUCCCAACUCUCUCAGGAUCCGAAACAAGGUACCACGAAGGCCCAGUACCCAGACCUCAUUUACCUCGCCAGUCCGGCCUCUCUGGGGUUUCAAGUCCUAUGGUACCUCCGACAACUGGCUCAUUCCCCACCGGUUCUGCUCAACUUCCAGACUGACCUGUCCGCCUAUAGCGAGAUCUUGUUCCCUGCUCCGGUGGCUCGAUUUUCAGUCUGGUUACUAGGAGUUGUGCAGGGAUACCUGUUCAACAACCCGCAGACCGUGCGGACGGUGUUUUACCCUUCUUCGGGAAUUCGGGAGUAUCUGGAGCAUGUCGGUGUGCCCCGGGACAGACUGGUACGGCUGGGUCGUGGAGUCGAUACUGUCUUGUUCAAUCCCUCGCGGCGCAGCCAGGCUUACCGUAGGAGGAUUCUGGAAGCCGACGGCGGGGAUGUCAGACCUGAGAAUGAUCAAGCCGGAGACGACAACAGCAAUCCUACCUCAGCCAACAACAACCCUACUAUGGCCAACCUGUCUGACGACAAGAAUGAAAAUUCCAAAGAGAUUAUUCUACUCACAGUAUGCCGGCUCGCACCCGAAAAGGGCUUCGACUUCCUCUCUCACGCCAUGACCAAACUCGUCAACUCACUUACAACAACAACAACAACAACAACCAACACUAACACUCAAUCUCAAUCCUCCUUGAAGUCCAAACCACAACCACUCCGCUUCAAACUCCUCAUCGUAGGAGGCAACCCCAACCCCGCCGUAACAACCCAGAUCCGGCUACAAUUCACAUCCUCGUCCAUCCUCCGUUCCCAAAUCAUCUUCACCGAUUUUUUGACCGGCCCACCCCUAGCACAGGCAUACGCAUCCGCCGACAUUUUCCUACACUGCUCGACCACCGAGACAUUUGGACUCGUGGUUCUUGAAGCCAUGGCGAGCGGCGUGCCCGUUGUGGCGCGUGACCAAGGCGGACCCAGCGACAUUGUCGACCACGGCAACACGGGAUACUUGAUCCCGCCGGCCAAUAUAGACAAAUUCGUCGAUGCCGUCAUGCAACUCGCGAGUGACGCGGCGUUACGUUCCACCAUGGCCAGGAAUGCGAGAGAGUUUGCUUGUCGCAAUACGUGGGAGAGAAUCAAUGCCCGGGUGGCGGGGUAUAUGGCUCGCAGUCUUGAACUUGAAUUGGACUCAUCGGACUCGAAAGAGCCAGGUCCAAAUCCAUGGACACCAAGACCGGAACCCUCACGCCGAAAUCAUAAAACUACCGGUACUGGCAACUUGAUCAUUCGCUAUAUUACUAGUAUCACUACUAGUAUGUCCACCAUACUGCUCGGCCAGCUGCAACGGAUACGACAAGCCCUCAGGAUGAAAGCGGCCCGUGGCGUCGUCUACGUGAUAUGGGCGCUCUCCGUGGGCGUCAUAUUUCUCUAUGGAAAUAAAUCUUUUGGUUCCGGCUCGUCCAAGAGGUCUAGUUAGGACGGGGCCCAAUUUAUAUAUAAACUUGGUUAUGAAAACUCCAUAGAUAUAAGUGUGUCCUUUCGCCUUCAAUCAAGGCGCCAGAAUAGCUUUAGAACAGAAAAGGUCUUUCGUAAACUUUUGCAAGUUUGCGCCACGCACUAUAUCUAUUGACUCAGUCUCGUGGCCCAUGGCGCGAAAAGCGGUGGACGAGAUGUGAGAGUAACCCCGAUGUUGGCAUGCUAUGGCAAAGAGUCAUCAGCUAUAUUUGUUGGACUUGGCCGAGUCAAGCAAGGCAAUCAACCCCAACGUCAGCGGGAAGGCUUACGGCCCUAAGCCCGGACUCGUCUCUGUCCCUAUCAUCUGCUCACUGUGUCAACACCCACUUCUUGUCGACUUCCUUCAGCCCCUGCCUCUCCGCGAUAGUUUCCAG